AAUUAUAAAACUAAAGGCCCCGUAAACAAAAGGAAGACAACGCGCAAGUCGACCCUCCUCUGUCAGUCGGCCAUUUCCACGGCGCAUGCGCUGACGACGUCCUUUGCCCAGUGCUUAGAGCAGCGAUAAACAUGCCGCCCAAAGACGAAAAGAAGAAAAAACCCAAGCCUGCUGCGGCAGGUGGUGCCGCAGGCGGAGCAACAGGUGGUGCCACUGGAGGAGCGACCGGUGGAGCCACUGGUGGCGGAGCCAAGAAGACCCCCAAACCAAAACCUGAUGCCAAGAAGGCAGGCGGAGCAGCGGCUGGUGCCGCCAAAGCUGGCAAGCCAGCAGGUGCCGCAAAACCAGGCGCCAAGAAGGACAAAGGUCCAGCUGGAGCGAAGAAAGCAGGAGCCAAGAAGGCUGGAGCCCCAGGUGCCGGCAAGAAGGGUGCACCAGGAGCCAAGAAGCCUGGAGCCCCAGGUGCUGGCAAGAAGGGAGCACCAGGAGCCAAGAAGGAUGCAGGAAAGAAGGGAGCCGUAGCUGGCAAGAAGCAGCUGACCAAGGGAGGCAAGAAGUUAGAUGCCAAGAAGCUGAGCAUGGCCGCCUCCAAGGGCAAGAAGCUUGCAAAGGGCAAGGGAGGAAAGAAGGGCCCUACCAGGAAGGCUGCAAAGACUUCAUUGAAGGUUGUAAAGGGACGUUUCGGCAUUAGAGUAAAGAAGAUCAGGACUUUCGCCAGAUUCCGUCGCCCCAAGACCUUGAGACUGCCCAAGAACCCCAAGUAUCCCCGCUUCUCAAGACCAAGAAAGAGCAAGCUUAACUCCUUCAACAUUAUCAAAUACCCCUUGACCACUGAGUCUGCCAUGAAGAAGAUCGAAGACAACAACACCCUUGUAUUUAUCGUUCACUCCUUAGCGAACAAGUACCACAUCAAGUCUGCUGUUAAAAAGCUCUAUGAAAUCGACGUUGCCCGCGUCAACACCCUACAUAGACCUGAUGGCCUGAAGAAGGCGUUUGUUAAAUUAGCACCAGACUAUGACGCCCUGGAUGUCGCCAACAAGAUUGGUAUCAUCUAAACUGUAUGUUGGUUAAAUAAAGAAAAAAAAGCCACAUUUUUUAUAAAGUU
Molecule: messenger RNA, 1105 nt
Organism: Macrobrachium nipponense
Lineage: Eukaryota; Metazoa; Arthropoda; Malacostraca; Decapoda; Palaemonidae
Gene: RpL23A
Product: large ribosomal subunit protein uL23-like
Exons: 5
Coding region: 132-1055 (307 amino acids)
Biological process (GO): ribosomal large subunit assembly; translation
Cellular component (GO): ribosome; cytosolic large ribosomal subunit
Molecular function (GO): structural constituent of ribosome; rRNA binding
Source: RefSeq, a predicted model, not a curated record